GCUGGCGUCUAUUUACAACGCAUCGUUUUUGUUUAUUGUUCAGUCAGAUUGGAUCAAGAGCUUAUAUAUGAGGCUGCAGCUGGUUUAACUGGAAACAUUUGUGGUCCGUCGACUGUUCGAGAUCAUUGCACACGACUGUCAAAACUCAUAAGCAUCGGGGAAUCCGGAGUAACUGAGGAAUCCGAGUGCCAACAUGUUGUUGCCCCAGGAAGCCUGCAAUCCCGGCUUUUGUGAUUGCCCCUUUCCCAACUCCGUUGAGGUAACCACCCACAAGGGUCACAUUCCCGACCUGGUCAAGUGUCGGUGCGGUGAGGAUGAACUUGGCAACGUAAAUCCCUGGAAGUGGCACGUCUCGGAUGAAUCGGAUGCCAUAGUGACCGAGCGGGACAUCAUCUUCCAUCCCACCUACAGCCAGGGCACGGCUAUUGUGCGAGGAGAAAGGCCCCUGAAGCCUGGCAUGGUUCACUUCUGGGAGAUGCGCGUCAUUACGACGCUGGCCGGCACAGAUGUGAUGUUUGGCAUCGGCACGGAAAGCGUAAAUCUAGGGCAGUUCAAGUUCCACUUUGUGUCGGCUUUGGGCACCAAUGCCCAGUCAUGGGGAUUUUCGUAUUCCGGCCGAAUUCAGCACUGCGGCGAGCAGCUACCCUACGGCCAGAAGUUCUCGCAGGGCUGUCUGAUAGGAGUCUGUUUGGAUCGGACGCGCGGCCAGCUGGAGUUCUACCUGAACCGCCGGUCACUGGGAGUGGCCUAUACGAAUGUGCCCACGGAUCCGGAUAUAAACAUAUAUCCCAUGGUUUGUUCAACGGCAGCCAAGUCUGUAGUAAGGCUGAUCAAUUGCACAUCACAGCCGGUGACGCUGCAGCUGCGAUCCUUUCAAGCUUUGUCCCGGCAGCCGCUCAAACUCGCCGAACUGCGCCGGAUGCCGGGUCUUAAGGGCAUUCUGCAAUCCUACUGGUUCCUAGCGCCGCCAGUUCGCUAUUCGCGAAACUCUCGCGAGCAUGAACUGGAUCUGGGCGACGAGGCGGUGCUCUCCAGCUCCAAGCUGAGGUUGGGGCGCAAGCAAAAGUACCGAGAAACUGACGAUGCGGUUGUAGACGAGGACGACCUAUACGCCAAUGCACACAAGAUCGCGUUGAGACGCAACGAUAGCGGCGACGAGGAGCAAACUGCUUCCGUCCACGAGAUGUGCGACGAGUACUUCCACUACCUACUGUAGAGCCUAGAAAACAUAUCAAAAUAAUAAAUUAUGCAUUUAUUUAAAGAAGUGUAAUUAUUAACAUAAUAAGUAAAAUUGAAAUCAUAAACAGAAAUAGAACAAACAAAUUCAAUUAGCAAUUAGUAAACUUAAAUAAAUUGAAUUAUAAUCUGAUCAAGUGUGGAUAUUAUCCAACCAAUGUCUAUAGGUGUCUACAUUUUCCUUGCCUUAGUUACUUGAUAAGCUUUGUUAAACAUUCUUAUCGUAAGAAAUGGACACGCUUUUAAAUUUAAGUUAAUAAAGAAAUAAAUGUAGAUUGACAUGA
Drosophila ficusphila is the source of this 1520-nucleotide messenger RNA. Its product is annotated as SPRY domain-containing SOCS box protein 3. Lineage: Eukaryota; Metazoa; Arthropoda; Insecta; Diptera; Drosophilidae. Gene Ontology annotation, molecular function: protein binding. The transcript has 3 exons. Gene Ontology annotation, cellular component: SCF ubiquitin ligase complex. Gene Ontology annotation, biological process: proteasome-mediated ubiquitin-dependent protein catabolic process. The record is from RefSeq and is a predicted model, not a curated record. Bases 194 to 1216 code for a protein of 340 amino acids.